This is a messenger RNA of Protopolystoma xenopodis, 492 nucleotides long. NCBI's taxonomy places the organism in Eukaryota, Metazoa, Platyhelminthes, Monogenea, Polystomatidea, Polystomatidae. The record is from the annotation of a GenBank genome assembly.
AUCAACGAGACAAGCGCCUAUGAAUUGGUUGAACUCGUUCGCCUGUGCCGACGCCUUAGUGCAAGGUUUCCCAAUCAAAGAUGUGUUGAAUCAAAUGAACCUGCCGGUGCAGAAUCAGUUGUAUCCCUUUCUUUGGCACUACCGGAAUCUAAGGCAUCCGAGUGCCAUAAUCAAGUUGCUUUUGAGCUUCGGCUUCUUUGCGAGGCCAUCUGCGCACAUUGCUUGUCACGUGUUGAGGAAGUGGCGGGCCUGGACCUUACUUCAUUGCUAGAAUUCAUUUAUUUCUGCGGACCUCUUCUACCUCAAGCAGCCUCUCGGGCGAGCCUUCUUCGUCGGUUGGACUUGGCUAUUUGCCAAACACGCCGAAAAGGACGUCUCAUUGAUAGAAGCCCAAUGCGUAUGGGACUUUUCGCAGUCCUCUGUCUACUUCAGCUGAAAAUGGGGCAAAUUGAGCCUCUACUUGUAUAUCGGGCAUCUCUCCUUGAUUACUAA